UGCACUUCCUCGGCCGCUGGACGAGUGGGGAGCCGCGAUGGCGGACGCCUGGGAAGAGAUCAGGCGGCUGGCGGCCGACUUCCAGCGGGCGCAGUUCGCGGAGGCCACGCAGAGGUUGUCAGAGCGGAAUUGCAUUGAAAUUGUGACUAAAUUGAUUGCUCAGAAACAGCUGGACGUGGUUCACACACUUGAUGGGAAAGAAUAUAUCACUCCAGCCCAAAUUAGUAAAGAAAUGAGAGAUGAACUGCAUGUGCGAGGCGGUCGAGUAAACAUUGUUGAUCUUCAACAGGUCAUUAAUGUGGACUUGACUCAUAUUGAAAAUAGAAUAAGUGACAUUAUUAAAUCAGAAAAGCAUGUUCAGCUAGUCUUGGGACAACUAAUAGAUGAGAACUAUUUAGAUCGGUUAGCAGAAGAGGUGAAUGAUAAAUUGCAAGAAAGUGGUCAGGUUACAAUUUCAGAACUGUGCAAAACCUAUGAUCUUCCUGGAAACUUUCUGACACAGGCACUAACUCAUCGACUCGGUAGAAUUAUUAAUGGACACAUUGAUCUUGAUAAUAGAGGAGUAAUUUUUACAGAAGCUUUUGUUUCUCGACAUAAAGCAAGAAUACGUGGGCUUUUCAGCGCUAUAACUCGGCCUACACCAGUGAAUUCUUUGAUUUCAAAAUACGGAUUUCAGGAGCAACUUCUUUACUCUGUGCUUGAGGAACUCGUUAAUAGUGGACGUGUGCGAGGCACUGUGAUUGGUGGGAGACAGGAUAAGGCGGUGUUUGUUCCUGAUAUCUACUCCAAAACACAAAGUACUUGGGUGGAUUCCUUUUUCAGGCAGAAUGGCUACCUAGAAUUUGAUGCCUUAUCGAGACUUGGAAUCCCGGAUGCUAUAAGUUACAUAAAGAAGAGAUACAAGACAGCACAACUUUUGUUUUUGAAAGCAGCUUGUGUUGGUCAGGGACUUGUGGAUCAAGUGGAAGCUUCAGUAGAGGAAGCCAUCAGUUCUGGGACAUGGGUUGAUAUUGCACCUCUGCUACCCACUUCGUUAUCAGUUGAAGAUGCUGCAAUGUUGCUGCAGCAGGUGAUGAGAUCAUUCAACAAACAGGCUUCAGCUGUAGUCUUUAGCGACACUGUGGUAGUCAGUGAAAAAUUUAUAAAUGACUGUACAGAACUUUUCAGUGAAUUGAUGCACCAAAAAGCCGAAAAGGAAAUGAAAAACAAUCCUGUGCACUUAAUCACUGAAGAAGAUCUGAAACAAGUUACUAUUUUAGAAAGCGUUAAUACAAGUAAAAAAGAUAAAAAAGAUGAACGACGAAGGAAAGCAACAGAGGGCAGUGGAAGUGUAAGAGGAGGAGGUGGUGGCAAUGCCAGAGAGUAUAAAAUGAAAAAAAACAAAAAGAAAGGAAGAAAAGAUGAUGAUAGCGAUGAUGAGUCAUCACACACUGUGAGAAAGAAACCAGAGGUAACUUUUAUGUUCCAGGAUGAGAUUGAAGAUUUUUUAAGAAAACGCAUACAAGAUGCUCCUGAGGAAUUUCUCUCUGAACUUGCGGAAUACUUGAUAAAACCUCUUAAUAAAACUUAUCUCGAGGUGGUCCGUUCAGUAUUCAUGUCUUCAACAUCUGCCUCUGGAACUGGCAGAAAGCGGACAAUCAAGGACUUGCAAGAAGAGGUUUCAAACCUAUAUAAUAAUAUUCGAUUAUUUGAAAAAGGAAUGAAGUUUUUUACAGAUGAUACACAGACUGCUCUUACAAAACACUUGCUGAAGACCGUGUGUACUGAUAUCACUAACCUCAUUUUCAACUUCUUAGCUUCUGAUUUAAUGAUGGCGGUAGAUGAUUCUACAACUAUUACAAGUGAAGUAAGAAAAAAAAUUUUAAGCAAAUUAUCAGAAGAAACCAAAGUACCUCUCACAAAACUCCAUAGUUCGCUGAAUGAAAAAAGCAUAGAAGAUUUUCUGUCUUGUCUGGAUUCUGCAACAGAAGCUUGUGAUAUUAUGAUAAAAAGGGGAGACAAAAAAAGGGAAAGGCAGAUACUGUUCCAGCAUCGCCAAGCACUAGCUGAACAGUUAAAAGUAACAGAAGAUCCUGCUCUGAUUCUGCAUCUCACGUCAGUCCUAAUGUUUCAGUUCUCAACCCACAACAUGCUGCAUGCACCUGGAAGAUGUGUUCCACAGAUCAUUGCUUUUCUGAAUAACAAAAUUCCAGAGGAUCAGCAUGCUCUUUUGGUCAAGUAUCAAGGCUUGGUUGUAAAGCAAUUAGUUAAUCAGAAUAAAAGGACUGGGCAGGAAGUUGAUCCUCCAAAUGAAGAAUUAGACAAAGAGCUAGAUAAUGUCACCAGUACUACUCGUAAAGAGCUUCAAGAACUUUCUUCAUCCAUUAAAGACCUUGUCCUCAAGUCGAGAAAAUCCUCUGUGACAGAAGAGUAACUGUUAUUCUACUUUUUCGUCCAGUGAACAUUUUCCCCCAAAGUUGAGUGGUUACAAAACCGUGUUCAUAACUCUCAACCCUCCCACACAAAGAAUUCAUUGUUAAAAAGCAGCAUUAUAUUCAAUAUAAAUCUUAUUUUUGUAAAUGUGAAUUUUUGUAAAUUGGAUUCUCUGUGGGAUAGUGUUUCAUUUAUUUCUGAAAGUUAUACACUUUAGACUUUUUUCUGUAUGUUAAAUUAAUAAAUAUUAUGAUAACUUUCAACAGUAGGAAAGGACUCAUUUGUUCUUAUGCUAGAUUUUCAGUGAUCCAAAUAUAUUUAACACAGCAGAAACUUGUGGUUGUAUUUUUUUAAAAAAGGAAACUUCUUUUGGGUAAAAAAAGAAAAUCAUGUAUUUCUAAAUAAAUAAUACUUAAACUUAAAAUGCAGGAAAUUUCAAAAAUAUGUUAAACUUUAAUACAAAAUUCUUGUUUUCAUUUCUGAGAGAUUAAAUAACUUCCUACCUUUUCCUCUACCCCCUGGAGUAUACUUUUAUGGGGUUGGGGAUCUUCAGAUAUAUUAAUUCUUAGACAUGCACAAAGAGCCCAUUUAUGUCUGUGUUCAAUUCUUAAAAUACUAACAAGAAGUAAAGAAGAAACGCAAUUUACUGAUAAUUGGCAUAUCCCAUUUUAACACUGGAAUAACAAUUGAAAGAUUUCUCCUUAACACAAUUUGCAUUUCUGAAUCUCAUGUUUUAUAUUUGUAGUCAUCCAGGCACCUAAUGAGGGCAUCUGUAUGUAAUCAUUAGAACUUACUUUUAUUUUUCAAUUUUCCCAAAGGUAGAAAUUCUCUCAUAAAAUGUUUUUUUCCCCAAAAGGUAAUGGUAGUUGAAAUUUACUAAAAUAUUCCUCAGUGUAAACAUUCAAAAAUUGGGUUUUAAGCAACAAUGUAUUAUGUAUUAAAGGGAAUUUUAAUUAUUCUGAAUAGAAAACUAUUUUUAAAAUGUUUUAUUUAACUACUUAUGGCAUUUAAGGUGUUUGAAUACAAAUUUAGUCUAUCUCUGUUCUAGACAAAGUUUCAAUGUUAGCAAAAUAGCAUUAUUUACUAAGUAAAAGAAAUCAGCAUUAUUGUUGAUUAAGCAUAGUAAUAACUAAAGUUGUUAGGAAUGUAACAUUUAAUUUAAGAUUUUAUUCAUUGGUAAUUUUUUUUAAAUAUAUUUUCAUUUGGGCAAAGGAAUGAAAAUGAUGAAUCCUCUGUGACCACAAACUCCUGGAAUAGCUGAAACUGUAUUUUUGCUUCUAAAAUAAUGACCACCCAAAUCUAAUUUUUAACUCAAGCUUUCAGAACUUUAUCACUUGUGUUUCACAGCAAAUACCAAAGUAAUGCAGCGUACCAAACAGAAUCUUGGACUGUAAGCAGUGGAGCAAGUAAAAUCAUUCUGACUUCCUUAGUUUGUGAAAAUAUGGAAGAGGCAAAAAGGAAAGCAAUUGAUACUUCAUUUGCAUAACUUAAUUAAAAUUGUUCCUAUUUUUUCACAUUAGAUAUUAAGACAGUUUUUACUGUGUUUGUAAAUAAAUUUACAUAGCUGAUUUUCUAUGUAAAAAAAUCUAAUAUUAUUAAAAAAUUGCUGUGUUUAUCUACCAUGAUCUUAAUGAACAGGUUUCAGAAUGUUAUUUAAAAUAAAGCUGCCUAUUGUU
This is a messenger RNA of Sorex fumeus (smoky shrew), 4088 nucleotides long. It is a transcript of the gene UFL1, whose product is annotated as UFM1 specific ligase 1. The record is from RefSeq and is a predicted model, not a curated record. Lineage: Eukaryota; Metazoa; Chordata; Mammalia; Eulipotyphla; Soricidae. Gene Ontology annotation, cellular component: endoplasmic reticulum membrane. Gene Ontology annotation, molecular function: UFM1 ligase activity. Gene Ontology annotation, biological process: response to endoplasmic reticulum stress; regulation of proteasomal ubiquitin-dependent protein catabolic process; protein K69-linked ufmylation. Bases 38 to 2413 code for a protein of 791 amino acids. The transcript is spliced from 19 exons.